Messenger RNA from Anolis carolinensis (green anole), 3822 nucleotides. It is a transcript of the gene pop1, whose product is annotated as POP1 homolog, ribonuclease P/MRP subunit. NCBI's taxonomy places the organism in Eukaryota, Metazoa, Chordata, Lepidosauria, Squamata, Anolidae. The record is from RefSeq and is a predicted model, not a curated record. The transcript is spliced from 16 exons. Bases 138 to 3083 code for a protein of 981 amino acids. Gene Ontology annotation, biological process: tRNA 5'-leader removal. Gene Ontology annotation, cellular component: nucleolar ribonuclease P complex; ribonuclease MRP complex.
GCUUUGGGGGAGUGCAGUCUCGAGGCGGAAGCCGGAAGUGGGCGCCGCGCGUGGUCUGAGGAGAAGCCGAGGACGCCGUGGAGGGAGAAAGCUGACGGAUUCGCUCCUUCUUUGAGGCCUAAGCUAACAUCUGAGAAAUGUCCAAGGCAAAAGAAAAGAAAAGAGCCAAGAAAAUGAAAAAUCAACCUUCAAGUGUGACUUAUCCUUCUGACAGUGGGCCUAGUCACAGUGAAACAUACUUUCAAAAUGGAGGUGACAAAACCUUUCAACGGAAGAAGAAAGAUACACAUUUUGAAACCUCACAACAAAGCUUCACACAUCAAAAACCUUUCCAUGAGAUGCCUAAAUAUGUAACAGUAUCUCCUUUUGUUCAAGCUCGUGCUGCUGAAAUGAAGGCUAUGUUGAAGGCAGUUACUCAGAAGUCUUCCAAUACCCUAGUGUUUCAGUCUCUGCCAAGACACAUGAGGCGGCGAGCAAUGAGCCACAAUAUCAAACGUCUGCCCAGGAGACUCCGUGAACUUGCCAGAAUAGAGACAGAGAAACCUGAACAUCAGAAGAAAGACCUCCCAAAGAGCAAGUGCCGCAAAGCCAGGAGGCGCCGUACAAACUUGGUGGCAGAGUUCAAUCGCAGACAAAAAAAGAAUAUCUGGUUGGAAACACACAUCUGGCAUGCAAAACGGUUUCAUAUGGUGAAGAAAUGGGGAUACUGCUUAGGAGAUAGGCCUACAACAAAGUGCUACCGGGCCUGCUAUCGAGCCAUGACCAAUCACUGCCUCCUUCAGGAUUUAUCAUAUUACUGUUGUCUGGAGUUGGUUGGAAAAGAGGAGGAGCUUCUGACAGCACUUGCUCGAAUGUGCAAUGUAGAUACAGGGCCAACAUUUGCAGCUAUUUCCUGUCUUCCUGGGAAGCGUCAGGGUUCUCUUACGCUGUACCGAAUAGAUAAAUACCCUGAAGAAGCACUUGGUCCAGUUACUUUCAUUUGGAAACCCACAAAUAAAUCUGACGAUUCUUCUCAAAGCAGACAAUUGUGGAUAUGGACACAUCCAGCCUUUAAGAAGGAUAUACUGGAAGAGUUGAAAACAGUGUUCCAGUGUUCGGAGCCCAUGGUGACCUGUAAUCCUGAACCAGUUCCAACAUUACCUCUAGAAGAAACUAAAAUGUAUGUUGCUGAAAACAUUGGCCAGAAAAGGAAGAGGAAGAGCCAAGGAGGAGAAACAGUGGCUGUCCCAGUGAAAAAAAUAAUUGGUGACGGAACCAGAGAUUCACACCAGCCAUAUUGCUGGACAUCACAUACUACUGGGGUUGUAAUAAGUGACUUGACAAUGGAGAUCCUCAGAUACCGAUUAAUUGGUCCCCUCUCACACUGUGUACUCACAGAGGCACUUAAGGUUGCAUCAUUGCAUACAGAAAUGGAUUCUGGCAAUUCUGAAAUUACUAGCUGGUGGAUAGAAAAAUGCAGAAACUCUGAUCAGGCGUCGGUUCAUCUCCGUCAGGAAGCCACCUUUGAGCUGCUGCAAGGGUUAAGUCCAUCAGACAUUCCUUCAGGUUCUGUAUUGGGUUUGACUGUUGGUGAUCCUCGAGUGAAUUUGCCAAAAAAGAGAUCAAAGUCCAUGCCUCAUCCUGAAAAAUAUCAAGAGAAUCAGGAAAUGAAACAGCUGAUCUUAGGAGGUGUUCCUGCAGAAUGUGCUCAGAGUUUUCUCUGGGACCAGAAUAUUCGUAAAAGUGUCACAGACACCAAAAUGCCAGAACAGGAGUUGAAUCUCCGGAGAAGUGAACUCUUGGUACCUGGGUCACAUCUUGACUUGGGCCCUCAAGAAUCCAAGAUUCCUGUACUCUUGGUUCAGCACCCUGGGAAAAUAGCUGGGGAAGAUCGACCAGGAUGGGGAAGUGGAUGGGAUAUUUAUCUCCCCAAAGGCUGGGGCAUGGCUUUCUGGCUUCCUUUCAUAUACCAAGGUGCACGAAUAGGAGGCUUGCGAGAGGCUCUGAAACAUUCCCUGUAUAAGAGAACACCUCAUGUGCCACAUGAUUAUCCAGACUGUCCUGCUGGUGCUCAAUUUGCCAAAGAACUAGAGAGCAAUCUUCUUGAAAAAUUUAAGAGACGGCCUCCUGCAAAAAGGGCAAAUUAUGUUAAACAUGGGACUUUGGCCCCCUUUUCCUGUCCCUGGAGUAAGCUCACCCAAGAUUGGGAGGCUAGAAGCAAAAACACAAAAGGCAUAGAUGCUGCAACCAUAGACAAUAAGGCUUGUGCAUCUGGAGAACAGAUUUCUUGUGGCCUCAGCUCUGAAUCACAUGCCGAGGAGUCUCCUGUGAUGGAUGCAUUAGAUCAACAAAGAGAGAUGUCCUCCCAAAAUAUGGAGAUAGAAGAAAAAGAAGAAGAAAAGGCAACCAAUGUAGGGAAGAUAGAGGAAGGCACAUUAGGCCAUAGCUUCUGUGUUCUCAGGAGCAAGAAAUUAUUAAAGCAAGUGGCAAUCUGGUGUCAGCCUACAUCUCGCAAAAACCGUAGGAUACAACACCUUCUUUCUAACGCAGAUCAGAAGGAACUGAAUGAAGAUGCUCUCUUGUCAACCUAUCAGCGUUAUCCCCGGGCAGUAGUGUGGAUCAGUCUGUCCCUUCUCAAAAAAGGUAGCCCUGAAUUGCACACCAUGAUUUGCAUCCCCACCGAAGAAGACCUGUCACAGCUUGACAAAAGCCAGCACUUCUUUGGUCCUCAGGAGCCUAAACACAGUGACAGAUUUAAAGGGAAGGUGUCAAAACAGAAAGGAAUUAAAAAGAGAGUGAAUUCAAAGAAGGUAACGGAAAGCAGUGCUCCUGAUACUGUGAAUGAACAUCAAGAUCUUGUUCUCGGCUUAUGGCCUGAACCUCUGCCAGAUGUACCAUCACACUGUUCUAGAGUCCUUUUGGGUUUUGUCACUCAGGGGGACUUUUCGUUGGCCUCUGGUUGUGGGGAAGCUCUUGGGUUUGUUAGUUUGGCAGGAUUGCUGGAAAUGUUGAUGUUUCAACCAGCAAGCAAGAGAGGCCUUGUGUUGCUUCGCAAUCCAGGAUCACUGCAGUAUAGAUUUGCUAGGCUUACUGUUGAAGUCUGAGUUGACUUGCAGUUCAGUUGCGCCAAAGAAACCCUUCUCCAAAAGAGAGUACACAACUCUUAAUUCAGAUUGAAAGCUUCCCAAAAUAAGUGCCAACUUUGUUCAUGUGUAGUAUGGAAUAGGCUUUGAAACCCUUUAGCAUACCAUGAUAUCAAAGUAACCAUUCCCUUCUCUUGAAAACACACUUGUUUUCUGAUGUGUAUACAUUUUUUUAAACAAGCAAUCAGUGUUCAUUGUACAUUUAAACAAUUCCCUCCUUUAUAUUAUUGAGAUAUUUGCUUCAACUAAGGAAUUCCUCUCUGGUUUUUGCAGCUGAAUUGACUAUCAUGUAUAUUUGAAAUAAUUAUUGUUUAAGCAUGUUUACUGAGGCUGUAAGAUUUUCUUGUGUUGUAAUUCCAAAAUCAGGAUUUCUUCAGUCUCCUAGUAGAAAACUGCCCUUUUCAGAUAAUACCAGGAGUAUUUUGUCUAAAUCUGCCAUAAAAGCAGAUUAACCUAUAAAAUUAAAAAAAGUUUUGAACUGAUAAAUGCAUGAAGGAUUGAUCACCCAAGUUGGCUUCCCUGUAAAAAAUAAUGUAUAUGUUCUGCUCCUGAAGAAUUCUUCAUUGUUAUUCUGCACUGACAUCUGUGAUGGGACGCUGCUUCUGAACGGUAUUACUUUGAAAGCAAAGUAAGAGUCUGCAAUCAGUAUGUGCCUUGGGACAUGUAAAAGGCAAUAAACUCUGUGACAAUGUAAGAUUAA